Messenger RNA from Lodderomyces pseudojiufengensis, 1641 nucleotides. It is a transcript of the gene MKC1, whose product is annotated as mitogen-activated serine/threonine-protein kinase. The transcript has a single exon. Gene Ontology annotation, cellular component: cytoplasm; nucleus. Gene Ontology annotation, biological process: intracellular signal transduction; protein phosphorylation. The coding region runs from base 1 to 1641 and encodes 546 amino acids. The record is from RefSeq and is a predicted model, not a curated record. Lineage: Eukaryota; Fungi; Ascomycota; Pichiomycetes; Serinales; Debaryomycetaceae. Gene Ontology annotation, molecular function: ATP binding; MAP kinase activity.
AUGAGUCAACAAGAAGAAAAUAAUCUAUAUUAUGGUAGAACAGUUAAUAAAGUUUAUAAUCAAGAAUUUAUAAUAGAUAAACGAUUCAAAGUAAUAAAAGAAUUAGGUCAUGGAGCAUAUGGAAUUGUAUGUUCUGCAAAAUAUGAUGAUGGAAAUACAAAUACAACAAAUAAUCUAGAUAAUAAUAAUAACACAGAUUCAAAUUUAUCAUCAUCUGCUGAUGGAUCAUAUGUAGCCAUUAAAAAAAUAACAAACAUCUUUAACAAGAAAAUACUAUGUAAAAGAGCAUUAAGAGAAAUUAAAUUAUUACAAUUUUUUAGAGGUCAUAAAAAUAUAACAUGUCUUUAUGAUUUAGAUAUAAUCCCCAAUCCAUUAAGUGGAGAAUUUAAUGAAAUUUAUCUUUAUGAAGAAUUAAUGGAAUGUGAUAUGCAUCAAAUUAUAAGAUCUGGUCAACCAUUAACUGAUCUGCAUUAUCAAUCAUUUAUUUAUCAAAUUUUAUGUGGUUUAAAAUAUAUUCAUUCUGCUGAUGUAUUACAUAGAGAUUUAAAACCUGGGAAUUUAUUAGUUAAUGCAGAUUGUGAAUUAAAAAUUUGUGAUUUUGGUUUAGCAAGAGGAUUUUCUGAAGAUUUUGAACAAAAUCAAGGUUUUAUGACUGAAUAUGUUGCAACUAGAUGGUAUAGAGCUCCUGAAAUUAUGUUAAGUUUUACUAAUUAUACAAAAGCAAUUGAUGUAUGGUCAGUUGGUUGUAUAUUAGCUGAAUUAUUAGGUGGGAAACCAAUUUUCAGAGGUAAAGAUUAUGUUGAUCAAUUAAAUCAAAUUUUAUUAAUAUUAGGUACACCUUCUGAAGAUACAUUAAGUAAAAUUGGUUCAACAAGAGCUCAAAAUUAUGUUAGAUCAUUACCAUUUAUGAAAAAAAUAAAAUUUGAAAAUUUAUUUCCUCAAGCAAAUCCAUUAGCAAUUGAUUUAUUAGAAAAAAUGUUAACAUUAGAUCCAAAUGAAAGAAUUAGUGUUUCAGAAGCAUUAAAUCAUAAGUAUUUAGAAGUAUGGCAUGAUCCAAGAGAUGAACCAGAAUGUCAAAUUAAAUUUGAUUUUAAAACUUUUGAACAAUUUGAAGAAUUUCAAGAUAUGAAACUGUUAAUUAUAGAAGAAGUUAAAAAUUUUAGAGAAUUUGUUAGAAAACCUAUUGAAGAACAACAACAAAUUCAAUUACAAAUGCAAAUUCAACAACGUGCAAAACAAGAACAAGAAAAUCAACAACAAGAAUAUCAUCAUCAACAAGAAAAUCAACUCCAACAACAUCAACAACAACAUCAACAACAACAUCAACAACACCAACAACAACAUCAACAACACCAAUAUCAAGAAUUUAGAAAUAAAGAUAUAAUAGAUAUAACAUCAAGAAUAAAUAAUCAAAGAGAAGAAGAUUAUCCAAAACCUCAAGAAUUAAAUGAAUUUUCAUAUUCAAAUAUUGAACAAAAUUAUCAACAACAAGAACAACAACAACAACAACAACAACAUACAAAGUUAAUAAAUGAUACAGAAUUUCAAAAUUCUUCAUUAGGUCAAGAUUAUUAUAGAUUAGAAGAAGAAUUAGGAUUUGGAUUAGAUGGAAAUAUUUUUGAAAAUUUUCAAACAAAUUAA